Liolophura sinensis is the source of this 3065-nucleotide messenger RNA. RefSeq lists its product as uncharacterized. Bases 49 to 426 code for a protein of 125 amino acids. The transcript is spliced from 2 exons. Lineage: Eukaryota; Metazoa; Mollusca; Polyplacophora; Chitonida; Chitonidae. The record is from RefSeq and is a predicted model, not a curated record.
CAUUUUUUUGACGCUGUAGCUUGAGUCCGACAAAAGCAUACAGGCAACAUGGCGCUGAAUGUUCAGAUCAGCUUUAACCUUAAAAUGGUGGUGGCUAUCAUGUUAGGGGAGCUGAUCAGCGGCCUGUGGUACUCCGGCUUCCAGCACUGGGGUCGGGACCUGGGAGAUCGCUACCUCAUCACCGCCAUCGUCUGUGACGUCGGCCUGGUUAUCGUCCUGCAGAACCUCCGGGGCCGGUUCAUCUCGGUUAACCGUUGGGAGGAGGCGGUCCGCUUCAGCGUGUGGAUGGCUCUGGCUGUGGCCGCCUUGGAAGGACCCCACGUUGUCUACGGCAUUAGUACCUUCAGCUACUUUAUCCUUCACGUACUACACAAAUUUACGAUGGUUUGCGUCAUGUUACUCGUUAUGAUUUACUUCAAGUACUGAGGACAGUUCAGCGAUCGAAAUUAUGAUAAGAGGGACAACUAGACAUAACAGUACAAGGAGGAGUACCCAAAACUGAAUCAACAACAAAAAAUGAAUUUACGACUUUUACGUGAUAAUUACAGCAGCAAGAGCCAUUAAGAUGCACGAUGUUCCUUAUUGUAACAGAAAAAAAUUAUCGACCGCACGAGAUUAACGGAAUAGAUGGUAACAAUCCAGCGUUACGAUACAUGAGAGAAAAAUGGAGCGAAGAUGGAGCCUUCUUAUACCCGUUCGAUGUAUAUGUUCCAAAAAAGAGGGAAUUUUCGACCGAAGAAAUCACUUUUAAGGGAAUUUAUCGAUACCCUAGAUGGAAUUUAUGUCAUGUGGUUGCUGGAAGUUUUCAGUUGUCGUGCAAUAAUGCUUCGUUCGAGAAUGAAACCUGUCAUCAUUUGGAACGAUAAAUAACGUCCUUUGUGCAGAUAUGCAAAGUGCGAUCAUGUGAACAUUCAACGUUAUAUAGCCACAGAUCUCUUUGAUGGAAGGAAUCGUCUGUAGCUCACAAAUUAUUGUAGUUGUCUGAAUGUAACCAUUCGUCCCCAUUUCCAUUUAUUAGGGCUACCAACUUUUUUUAAGGUGCAUGCAUGAAGCCAUCUCGCGAGAGGCACCCAAAUUAAGGCAUUAUGUGGCUAUGAGAGUUAUACGCGACCCUAAAGUUAACACGGCUUCGUGCAAAACGAUGCCUUAUCUUUACUUCACUAUUCAUUUCCCUCCGUCCAUCAGAAGGUUUACACAUAUGUUCUGUCGUUUAAACCUACAUCUAUAGUACGUAGAUUAUAAAGAUCGAAUUUGACAUCUGUUUCAGAACUGUUUCCUAAGGCUGUGUAAUUAUUUCUACAUCUUUUACGAAUAAAUAUAGCCCUAUGUAGUGCUAAGGGAAAGAGGAGAAUGAUCAGAGUGUAACUCUUAUUUAGAACAAGACUAGUAAUGGUUGCCUGCACGAUGAAUUGAUACCAAACAUUCAAAUCUAUCUCAUUUCACACUUUAUGUGUAUAUCAAAGGUUUGGCAUCGAACUGAUUACGCAAACGUCUGGACCUGUCGUGUCGGGUUUCUGCUGCAAGUGCUAUAAAUGACCAAGGGAGGCUACUCCACCUUAAACUCCAGAGGCCAAUGUUAUAAAAGUUGUGUUCCAUUAAUCUCAUUUUCUGUUAAUUUCAUUUUUCAUGAUUUGAGAUGUUUUAGUUUUUAAAGUUUAUGUCUAUCCAACGCCUACAGUUUUGCCUUUUUAUUGCACCAUAUUUUCUAUGUCACCUUUGAAGUCAGAUCAAUGUGUCUAUAUACAACUCAUACAACGCACGUACUUGCAUAAUUUAUUCUUCAGAUCCUUCGCAUUUAAAUCAUUGUUGCAUGUUAUACAUAUCGCAUUUAAUUUGUACAUGAAUUGUUUAUGAAGUUUAAGUUGUCUUUACGUUUAUCUAGUGGCCACGUGCACCUCUGGAAGUUGUGCUGAUAAUUAUACUCUGUGGCAUAAUUUAUUCUUUUUUAUGAUAAUACUCUUAUAAUGUCAUCCACUUUAGCUUACGAUGCUAUUAAAGUGUUUACUCAUUGUUCCGAUCACUCUCUGGCUUACUCUUCUCUUGAUGACGUGGUGUACUUUAAAUGAAAAAGACCUCUAAAAAUCGAAGUAGGCAUCACUAAAUAGACCACUUAAAACUAUGCAUAAAUAUUGUUUCAUUUUUUUUUUUAGAUUUUUGUGAAAGGAGUUAAAAACGUUCAAACAUUUAAUUUCUAAGGUGGGCUUUAUCAACCAUUCUAUUAGAGUUCAGGAACUCUAACGUCACAGGAAGUUUUUCCAACUGUAAUCAGAACACUGGGUGUUGUAAUAACUCUUUUUACCCAUGAGUAAACGAUUACUGAAAUAAUGUUCCCCAAAAAUUCCUUGCCUCUGCUGAACAUCAGGAAAAAAAAGGUGAUGUGACGUCGACCUGAGAGUUCCUAGAUACCGUCAGUAUGGCUCAUAAAGCUCAACAUAGUAUUCAAAUAUUUGAAUGCCUUUAAAUACUCUUAAAAAUCUCGAAAAACAAAUGAAAGUAUUUUUACUGUCUGUAUGAUGAACCUUAUUUCCUAUUUUAGCUUUCUUUGACUUAAAUCUUAGUAAUGAUUACGUCAUGUCAAAUUGCAUGCGCUGUUGAUAAAGAUUACUCUCAGUAACAUCCUGUAAGGAUUACAGAUAUUGUAUUCUUUACAAUGAUUACUCUUUAUAAUGUAUUAUUCCCUUUAUAAAUGAUAUUUCUUUAAAAAUAUUACUCUCUAGUAUAUUGGACUCUUUGUAAGGAUCACUGUGUUGAUUACACUACUAGUACACUACCAGCACACUAAUGGUCACUGUUACUAUAUUUUUGGUAUAUGUACUACUUCUAAACGGAAAGAAACAAUCAUUUGCUGUACAUAACACAGGGCUUUCUUCACAUUUUAAAACCCAGCCCUAGCUUGUAAUUUUGUAUAUUUAAGUCAUUGUGAUUCCGUUUCCAACAUGAUUCACACAAACUAUACCUCUGAUAUGCAACGUUAAAUAUAACUUGCAUGAAACUAUGAUGGGCAUUAUGAUGUUUAAUUUCAAAGCUCUGUAAGCCGCUAAAAUAUAGUUUUCUUUUUUAAAGUA